Messenger RNA from Coffea eugenioides, 2524 nucleotides. Its product is annotated as exocyst complex component EXO70A1-like. The transcript has 12 exons. The coding region runs from base 113 to 2089 and encodes 658 amino acids. Gene Ontology annotation, molecular function: phosphatidylinositol-4,5-bisphosphate binding. Gene Ontology annotation, cellular component: exocyst. Gene Ontology annotation, biological process: exocytosis. The record is from RefSeq and is a predicted model, not a curated record. Lineage: Eukaryota; Viridiplantae; Streptophyta; Magnoliopsida; Gentianales; Rubiaceae.
CCAGAAGAACAAGUCUCCCUUUACUACUAUCACAGAGCCCCCGAACAGCAAACGAAACUUGAAUUUGAUUCGAUUCAAUUUUCAGUAGAGAAGAAGAAGGAGAAGAAAGAAGAUGGGGGUUCCGUGGGGUUCAGGAGGAGGGGCAGGGGGAGCGGAUUUGCUGAGUGAAAGAGCAGCUACCAUGAGAGAAUCGCUGCUCAAGAGUCAAUCUAUUACUGAUAACAUGGUUUCUAUUCUGGGUUCUUUUGAUCACCGCCUCUCUGCUCUCGAAACCGCCAUGCGUCCAACUCAGAUCAGGACUCAUGCUAUUAGAAGAGCUCAUGAGAAUAUUGACAGGACAUUGAAAGCUGCAGAGGUCAUUUUGUCCCAGUUUGAUCUUACUCGCCAGGCAGAGGGUAAAAUACUCAAGGGGCCACAUGAAGAUCUCGAAACUUAUCUUGUUGCAAUUGAACAACUAAGAGAAAACAUUCGGUUUUUUAGUAGCAAUAAAAGUUUUAAGAGUAGUGAUGGAGUACUAAGCCAUGCCAAUGGUUUGCUUAACAAGGCCAUUUCAAAGCUGGAAGAGGAGUUUAAGCAGCUUCUGUCAUCUUACAGCAAGCCUGUCGAACCUGAUCGUCUUUUUGAGGGACUUCCUAGUUCAAUGCGACCAUCAUCUGGAUCACCAGGAGAGCAGCCUGAUGCAAAUGGGAAGAACCCUUCACCAAAUGGUCAGCACCAUGAGCAUCAUCAUGCUAAUGCAGAAAAUGCUGUUUACACUCCCCCAACUCUUGUACCACCAAGAGUCCUGCCACUGUUGCAUGAUCUAGCCCUACAAAUGGUUCAAGCUGGCCACCAACAGCAGUUACUGAAAAUAUACAGGGAUACUCGUUCUUCAGUUUUGGAAGAAAGUCUUCGAAAAUUGGGAGUGGAGAAACUUAGUAAAGAGGAUGUUCAGAAGAUGCAGUGGGAAGUUUUGGAAGCCAAGAUUGGGAACUGGAUUCAUUUUAUGCGGAUUGCUGUCAAACUGCUAUUUGCUGGGGAAAGGAAAGUUUGUGACCAAAUAUUUGAAGGCUUUGAGUCCCUCAAGGACCAGUGUUUUGCUGAAGUGACAGCUGGGAGUGUUGCAGUUCUCCUUAGUUUUGGUGAUGCGAUUGCCAAAAGUAAAAGAUCUCCUGAAAAAUUAUUUGUGCUGCUGGAUAUGUAUGAAAUCAUGCGAGAACUGCACUCUGAGAUUGAAACUCUUUUCAGAGGUAAAGCUUGCAAUGAUAUUAGAGAAUCUGCUUUGGGGUUGACAAAGCGCCUUGCCCAGACUGCACAAGAGACCUUCAGUGAUUUUGAAGAAGCAGUUGAAAAAGAUGCAACCAAAACUGCGGUUGCAGAUGGAACUGUCCAUCCUUUGACCAGCUAUGUGAUUAACUAUGUGAAGUUCCUAUUUGACUACCAAUCAACAUUGAAGCAGCUCUUUCAAGAAUUUGAAAAUGGAGAUGGGUCAGAUUCUCAAUUAGCUGCUGUAACAAUGCACAUAAUGCAGGCUUUACAAACCAAUUUGGAUGGGAAAUCUAAGCAAUAUAAAGAUCCUGCUCUUAGUAACUUGUUUCUUAUGAACAACAUUCACUACAUGGUCAGAUCUGUCCGCAGGUCUGAAGCCAAAGACCUGUUGGGGGAUGAUUGGGUGCAAAGACACAGGAGAAUUGUGCAGCAACAUGCAAAUCAGUAUAAGAGGAUUGCUUGGGCCAAGAUUCUGCAAUGCCUCUCCAUACAAGGUCUGGCAUCGUCAGGUGGUAGUGGUGUUAGUGCUGAUGGGGGAAAUAGUAGUGGAGCUUCAAGAGCAAUGGUGAAAGAUAGAUUGAAGACUUUUAAUAUUCAAUUUGAGGAGCUUCAUCAAAGACAAUCUCAGUGGACUGUCCCUGAUACUGAGCUACGGGACUCUCUGAAACUUGCUGUUGCUGAAGUUUUGCUGCCAGCAUACAGAUCUUUCCUUAAACGCUUUGGGCCUUUGGUUGAGAAUGGUAAAAAUCCCCAGAAAUAUAUCAGAUACACACCCGAGGAUCUCGACCACAUGCUUAAUGAAUUUUUCGAAGGAAAAACGUUAAAUGAGCCGAAGCGGUAAACUUGCGACUUAGAUGAGCUAUUUCUGGUUCUGGAAUCAGGAAUUCGAGGUGGUGGAGAUAUCAGGAAUUGGACGUUAAUGGUAGUAUUCUUGUAACAAUUUCUUCAUUUUUCUGAUUGAUAUGGAAAUGAUUGGAAAAAAAAAAGUAGUGAGAUAAGGAAGAAAUUGCCGCUAUCCAGGAAGUUUGUUUCCUCCUCAGCAAAAUUACUAUGUAAAUGUUUUUUUUUUUUUUUGGUGUAAAGUCUUUUGUUUCUCAAUUUGUGUUUUGAUGAUGUAUGUACAGACGGACCAUGGAAGAGUUUUCUGUGGGGGAAAAGAGGUGUGUAUGCAGAUGAAUACAUGGUGGAUCCCAAUCUGUAUGAUGGAUCCAUACUAUGCAAAUUUUUAGCUACUCGGUUGAAUUAGAAUUAGGUAAGCCGUAUCAAUAUUGAUCAA